Capronia coronata CBS 617.96 is the source of this 2523-nucleotide messenger RNA. RefSeq lists its product as uncharacterized. Gene Ontology annotation, molecular function: RNA polymerase II cis-regulatory region sequence-specific DNA binding; zinc ion binding; DNA-binding transcription activator activity, RNA polymerase II-specific. Bases 1 to 2523 code for a protein of 840 amino acids. The transcript has a single exon. Gene Ontology annotation, biological process: regulation of transcription by RNA polymerase II. The record is from RefSeq and is a predicted model, not a curated record. Gene Ontology annotation, cellular component: nucleus. NCBI's taxonomy places the organism in Eukaryota, Fungi, Ascomycota, Eurotiomycetes, Chaetothyriales, Herpotrichiellaceae.
AUGCCAGAUGCAGAUGACGAGAGGGCAGACACGUCUAUUCAGGCACGUUCGUUGUCACAAUUGACGGCGAUCAAGCGACCGCGCCCAGUGAUUUCAUGUUUGGAAUGUCGAAGAAAGAAGCUGAAAUGUGAUCGAACGUACCCAUGUCGGCAGUGUCUCAAGAUCGGUCGCCCGGGAAGAUGCGAAUAUCAGGCUGGACAGGAACCCGAACUGAACACUGCCUACGCGGCAGCAUGGACUACCGCAAACAAGCGACCGCGCCUAGAUCGGGAACCAUCCGAGGGACUCGCGGACAAUGCAAGCGACGCAAGAAGAAACUCCUUUCUUGAGCAAGAGCGUCGCGAACCACGCAGACUUCUCUACUCCCCGGCGCCAGCUGCUGGGGGCGUGAUUGAAGACCUCCAGGAAAGGAUUGCUAGACUGGAACAAGCUCUCCUGGCUCAGGACCGACAAAGUCAGCAACGAGAAGAUCGGCCACGGUCGGUCGCGUGUCAAAGCCCACCGAGCCGCUCAUCGGCAGUGGACUUCAACGGCCCAGAUGAAAGUGACCACGUCGUGCGACCGGGAACGAAUCCGCCAUUCCCAGAUGCGUGCUCGUUCCUGCAGCAUUUGCGAAUGGAUGACCACCACCCUGACAGUGUGGAUCUAAAGAAGGAGCUCAGAUGGGUUCAGGAAGCCAUCGAAGCGGUCAGGCAAAAUGGUCGUCAGCGGCCCGCGUUUUCGUCCAUCCGAAAUGCCUAUGGGCGGUUGCGUCUCCCAGCCUAUCCAGUCUGUCUGAAACUGGCCAUGCUGUAUUUCGACAACCUGGAGCACUGUUUCCGGAUCCUACACUGGCCCGAAUUUCGAGACCAGCUCGGAGUCUACUUCACGAAUGAGAAUCCAGAGCAAGUCUGCAAAUUCGGAUUCGUGCCACAGAUGGUAGGCGUCCUCGCGAUCGCCGCCACUCUCGGCACCCAUUCAGAAUGCGACAUGGGCAGCGCGUGUCCGAUCCUUGAACCGCCCUUGGCCUUGAGAUUCAUCGACGACUUCCUCCACAGUCUACAAGAUCGACAAAGGUACUUGCUCUCCACGUUGCAAGUGAAAAGUGUCGGCCUGAUGUUGAGAUGGAUCACCAUGGCCCCGAUCGACGACCUGUUCCACUUGAAUGGAGACCUCCUCCGAGACGCGUUGGUGAUGAAGAUGGACCAGGACCCGUCGACUCUUCCCGGGACGAGUAUCUUCCAAGGCGAGCUUCGGCGCCGGUUGUGGAUGACCAUCGUGGAAUGCGACCUGAUGCUUUCCAUCCUGUGCAAGCUGCCAUGCAUGGUCCCGCCCUACACAUGCCGACACCCGCAGAAUGUGGAUGACGACGAAAUCUACGAGGGUAUGCAGGCUUUGCCUCAGUCCCGGCCUUUGGAGGAAUGGACCGACGGCCUCUGCCAGUACGUUCUGUCGCAAUCGUUCCCGCGUCGUCUUGCCGCAUGCAAGCAGAUGGACAGCUCCAGCCCAGGCCACGUCAAGUUCCAAGACGUGCUUCUGCACACCCGCUACCUUGAACGAGUGCUGCAAGAGCUCCCUCCGCCACUGCGCUUCAGUUACAUGGGCGACCAGGCGAGCAAGACCCCUCCGCGCCUGAUGGCCCGCAUGGAGCUGGACAUCAGUAUCAGACGGCCUCUGGUGCACCUGUAUUCGUGCUGCGCGUCGGCCCCCAAUGCAGACGACAUCCAGCAGGAAAUCAGAGCCGGGUUUCUGCAGUCUUGUCUGAUGUUGACGACUUUUCAGGAUCUGUUCGAUCCGCAGUUCUCCGAAAUCAAUGUCCCCCGGCCCGAGGGCUACUGGGAUUUCUUCCAUAACGUCUACAGAUACGAACUGGGCCAAGCUAUCCUGGGCUUGUGUCUCGAGAUCAAAAGGUUGAGCUGCGCAACCGAGGCGCACAGAUCGACGCACACAGUCACAACCGAAAGGGCACGAAAUACCUCCUUGAAUCCAGCAACGUCGACAUCGACACCGAGACCGGCUUCGACGCCCUUCAAUGGGACCCCAAAUGAUAGUGCUACUGACGCGGGUGCCGGCGGUGAUGGUCCAUCUACUGGUGGUGCUGGUGGUGCUCCUGCUGUAAGAGCACCGUCAUAUACCAAAGAAAACAUGAUCGACGCCGUCAAAGACAUCCUCGGCCCCAUGAAACGUCGGCAGCUCCACCACGGCGCCAGUCUCAAAGACCUCGUCUACUUCACCGUGGUCUUGACCUCUGUUUUACCGCCACAGCCAGGCGUGACGAAAGAGGCCAUGAUCCAUCAAGCCCUCCAAGGCUUGGUCCGUGACUGCAGAGCUCACUUGGAGCGAGAACACGGGUCCAUCGUGAACAGUGAGGCCUUCCAACAAAGACAUCGCCCGAGCCCCCAUCCUUAUCCUGCGUCCUGGUCUGUCACCCGUCCGCCACUACCUGUAGGUCCCAAAUUCGAUCCCACCUGGGCUGAGUUUCCCGAUCUCGAUUUCCUCGACGCCACUGGCCCGGAUGAGGUGAUGCGGGUGGCAGUGGAUUGA